Nanorana parkeri is the source of this 1381-nucleotide messenger RNA. RefSeq names its product sorting nexin 31 (gene SNX31). Lineage: Eukaryota; Metazoa; Chordata; Amphibia; Anura; Dicroglossidae. The transcript has 14 exons. Gene Ontology annotation, molecular function: phosphatidylinositol binding. The record is from RefSeq and is a predicted model, not a curated record. Gene Ontology annotation, biological process: intracellular protein transport. Bases 57 to 1313 code for a protein of 418 amino acids. Gene Ontology annotation, cellular component: early endosome.
CACACAUAGACAGAAGACCUGAGGACUUUCUCUGCUGUACCUGCUCAUCUGGAACAAUGCAUGUCAACAUCCCUGUCACAGAGGAGCUGGUGGAUGAUCUUGGGGGACGUUAUGUGCUCUACUCUGUCUAUCUGGAAGGCUUCAUCCUCUUCAAAGUGCGAUACAAAGAAUUACAUUUUUGGGAUGAACAGAUGCACCGGAUAUUUGGAAACAGACUACCUUUAUUCCCACCAAAAUACUACCUGAUGAUGACCAAAUCCAUGGCUGAAGAAAGAAGGACAAUGCUUGAACGCUAUUUACAAGAAAUUGUUUCAGAUCCCGUUGUCUCAAACAGUGAAAUCUUCAUAGUCUAUUUGAAGAAAUUUCAGUUGGGAAAGAUGCCCACAGUGAAACUAAUCUUCAAUGUCUACUUGCCUGAUGGCAACCAUGUUAAAGUGGACGGGCAGUCAUCUGACACUGCAGAGAGAGUGCUGGAGGCUGCUUUGUACAAACUGGGUGUAUCCAGAGAAUUGAAGGAAUAUUUCAGCCUGUUUAUUACACACAAAGAGAGCGCGGGCGCGUUCACUGUUAUAAAGAGGAUUGCGCACUUUGAAAUCCCUUUCGUAACUAUUUGGAACAUACAUAAUGAAAGCUUUCAGAUUGACAUCAGGAAAUGGUAUAUGGAUCCCUCUACUGAUGUCAUGUUAAUGGGCUGUACAGCUGCUAUUGAUUUGUUAUAUUGUCAGGCUGUUCAAGAGCUGGAAGUGAAUUGGUCCAGACCAACAGAGGAACAGAGACAGAGACUUCAACACUUCACAAAGACAGACAAUAAAGUCAAGUUUUUGGAGCUCAUGCAGGAAGUGGAGCAUUACGGUUACGUGGUGUUAGGCCCCUGUACUGCAAACCUAACAGAGAAGAGCGGCGCCAUUACAGUGGCUGUGGGCAGUAUUAAACUAUCCUGUAGCAGUGAGAAUGAACAUUUCUGUCUUCCCAUCAACUUAAUUACUGGAUGGCAUGUUAAUAUGCAUGUGCAGACUGAAAAAUCCAACAGCCACCCGUUCGAGUUCAAACUGGAGUACAAGCAAGGACAACAGAGGACGUGGAUCACAAUAUGGACAGAGCAGGCAUUCCUACUCAGCAGUUGCUUAAAGAAGACACUGAGUGAGCAGCCAAUGACUUCAGUCAAGGAGAGCCUGGAAAUUGUGGAAAAGAAGACAUCAGCAAAUGUAUUUAGCAGGAAACCUAGACAGGUUGAAGUCUCUAUGAAAAAAGUUCCCUGCUCAUCCAACCUUGAACAAAGUAAUAUGUUUGAGUCUCAAGAUUUGAGUCUGUAGUAUCACUCUAUGGGCUUGCUGGACUAAAUCCUGUGAAUAUAAUUACAAUAAUAUCUCUAGAAUUUCUA